Messenger RNA from Rhea pennata, 3747 nucleotides. It is a transcript of the gene SLC10A7, whose product is annotated as solute carrier family 10 member 7. The coding region runs from base 40 to 1077 and encodes 345 amino acids. Gene Ontology annotation, cellular component: plasma membrane. NCBI's taxonomy places the organism in Eukaryota, Metazoa, Chordata, Aves, Rheiformes, Rheidae. The transcript has 12 exons. The record is from RefSeq and is a predicted model, not a curated record.
CCCCGGCGCGGUGCCGCGCGGCGCGGCGGCGAGCGCGCCAUGGGGCUGCCGGAGCGGCUGCGCAAGGAGUGGUUCAUCCUGGGGAUCGUGCUGGUCAUCGCGGUGGCGCGGCUGGAGCCCGCCGUCGGCGUGAAAGGCGGACCCUUGAAACCAGAAAUUACCAUAACUUACAUUGCUGUUUCAGCUAUAUUCUUUAACAGUGGACUGUCAUUAAAAACUGAGGAGCUGACAAGUGCUUUGAUGCAUGUGAAACUACACCUUUUUGUCCAGAUUUUUACACUUGUGUUCUUCCCAACAGCAAUCUGGCUCUUUCUUCAGCUAUUAUCAAUCACACCUAUAAAUGAAUGGCUUUUGAAGGGCCUGCAGACAGUAGGCUGCAUGCCACCUCCUGUGUCUUCUGCAGUAAUUUUAACCAAAGCUGUUGGUGGAAAUGAGGCAGCUGCUAUAUUUAAUUCAGCCUUUGGAAGUUUUUUGGGCAUUGUUAUAACUCCACUGCUGCUUCUACUUUUUCUUGGAUCAUCCUCCUCUGUGCCUUUUACAUCUAUAUUCUCGCAGCUGUUUAUGACUGUUGUAGUCCCUCUUAUUAUUGGACAGAUUGUCCGAAGAUACAUCAAGGAUUGGCUGGAAAGGAAGAAGCCUCCAUUUGGUGCUAUCAGCAGCUGCAUGCUCUUGAUGAUCAUCUACACAACAUUCUGUGAUACUUUUGCCAAUCCAAAUAUUGAUCUUGAUAAAUUUAGCUUGAUUAUCAUAGUGUUUAUAAUAUUUUCUGUUCAGCUGAGCUUCAUGUUUUUGACUUUCCUCUUCUCUACAAGGAAUAACUCUGGUUUCACACCAGCAGACACAGUGGCUAUCAUCUUCUGUUCCACACACAAAUCGCUCACCCUGGGGAUUCCAAUGUUGAAGAUAAUGUUUGCAGGAUACGAGCACCUGUCCUUAAUUUCCGUCCCCUUACUCAUCUAUCAUCCUGCUCAGAUUCUUCUUGGCAGUCUGUUGGUAUCAACAAUAAAAUCUUGGAUGGUUUCUAGGCAAAAGGCACUGAAGUUAACAAGGCAGCCCAAAGCACCCGUGAAGGUAUAACGAUGGAGGUGGCCUGGGUCACAGUGAAUGUAUAUAUGUACUAUACUGUACACACAGACAAUUGAGACAACUGGGUAUCUGUUAAUGUUGCUUCAGUGCAUAUUUUAUUUUUAUAUAUACUUAUAUAUAUAUAUUAAAAGGAUACCUGUAUAAGUGCCUUACAAAUGCAUUUUUGGCAAAAACAUUGUUUCUAGAAGCCACUUUGAUGGUUACUGCAAGAGGUUGUACAGUAUUUUGGAGUCCUUUAGUUUUUAUUUUUCUAGCAGAGUGAAUGGUCAUAACUAACAGCUGUGUUUCUUCCAUUGCCUCUGCUUUGAAGCCAGGGUGCACUAGCUCUAAGUUUCUGUUUUAAACUAGCCCAAAUGACCAGAAGCCUAUUUCACUGCUGGCUAACCCUGAAGAACAGCUUUUGGAACAUUUUUUUCAAGAUUGACUUGAAUUCGUGUGCGAUUCUGUUACACUUCCUAGUCAUAUGACUGUGACAUGCCUUUUUCUUCUGAGUUUGUGUAUUCUCAGCAUGGGGCCAUCCAUUGGAUAGAAGCUGAGAAGCAUGAAUUAUUUGCAUUUGUUGACACAGUUGUCUAGACAUUCCUUCAAAGUUAAUGGUUUUUCAAGAAAAUUCUUUCAAUUCUACUGUAUGAUAUUGUGCCAUUGUAUAUCUUAAAUUCCUCAUAAGCUUCUUCAAAGAAAUGGUCUGGUGCUUGGGUUAUGAGUGAAGUAUUUGUGUUUGCAGCGAGGACAUCUUUCAUAAUUUACACCAGAAGAACACAUUUUUUGUUUUUCUGUUUUCUUUUCUUUCCCCCAGCGCAAUGCAUAGAGAUCUGUAGUGACAGAAUUUAGGAUGCUCAUAUUUAAACAGAGUCCUUAGUAAACCAAGUUAAGUUUUCUUUACUACUGUAUUGGUAAUGAAUAACAGCUUGUGCGGACAAGAAAGUUGACGAUUAUUUUUUGCCAAUUAAAAGGAACCUUCUAGGAACAAGAACACUAUCUUAGUUAAUCUGAUAAUUAAUCAGAACUUUUUUAAAAAAUCAAGUGUUGCUAUUUGUAGUCAUAUUAUUAAAAAAGGAUAUGAAAUACUAUUUGUACAAGUAAAGAGAAAGAAACACAGGCAUAUGCUUAAACAUGCAGCCAGCCCUGCAUCUUAUCCAAUAGAUUAAGAUUUCAGAAGAGUGCAGUAGUCUGGACUCUUGAGGUGUACCCAUCUGCAAAAAUUGUGCUGGCAAUUGUGCAUUAAAACAUUAAAAGGAAUGAAAGAAAUAGGUCAAACAGGGAUUGACUUAAUUGCAGAAGUGUCUGUGUGUCAUGGUUAACAUUGCAUUCAUUUGCACCAUUAAAUGCAAACACCUAGGAACAGAUCUUUAGCAGGUGUAAAUUAUCAUAGUGCUGAUAACACUAUAACUAUUUAUACAAGCCAAAUAUCUUUUCUAUGAAAUAGGCACAUGCAACUCAUCCCUUUACCUUAAUGAAAAAAAAUCGUGUAUGUUUUAUCUAGUCUGUUAUUCCUAAUUUAACAAGAAGAAAGUAAUUUGGUACCAAUCAGCAGUGCUUUAACUGAUGGUCAGUGCAAAGCUGGUCUGUCGCCACCUAUGAGAAAUUAUCGGGGUUGAUAGUGACAUCUUGUUCAAAAUCAUCAUCACCAGUUGUAAGGAACUGCCUAACAAAGGUAUGUGAUGUGGUAAUGUAUUGAAUUCUCUUCUUUCCACGGAGAGGAAUCGAACUGGGCAUGCUGAGCUUGCGUGAGGGCUGAGCGGCACCAUCUGCCACCAGUCCGCUCCAGUGUUGUGCUCUGUUCUCACCAGCUGGUGGUGCAAAGGGCAGCCGGCAGUGGGCUCGCAGUAUGGAUCAGUGUAUCCCUGGAGAGCAUACGUGGAUCCAGGAACAGGCCAGCCUGAGAGGUAACGGGAGAGAAUAGCAUGUAUGUUCUUGGCCCAAAUUAAAGGUUCCCCUUAAGCAGGCUACCAGAAACUGGCUCCAUGUCAAAAUUCCUGUCCGUGCUUAAAAACCCUGAUUGUAGCAGAGGGCCCGGAUGCAGGACUAUUUGCCUCUGUUCUGUUUCCACGAAUCUGCCCUGAACUUCCAGAGCAUAUAAGGAUCUGAUCUCAAUCCCACUGAAAUCUGUGAAUCAUUCUGUUGGUUUUAAAUGGCAAAGGAGUAGGCCUAAGGAGAAUGCUGGGUUUUGUUUGUUUGUUUAAAUAAACAGGAAGAGGUCGAGCAUAGAAUUACUUCUUCCACUUCUGUGGUUGUAUCGAUGCUAAAUGGUCAAUACACUGCAAAUACUCUUACUGAGCUACCUCUGAGUACUGAAUCUCCCAUUUUCAGUACAUCCAACAACUUGCUUAGAUUCCAUGGGAAACAUCCAUUUUUUCUUUGUUAAAUAUUUUCUGUGCUUAAGACUAUUUCAAACUGUUUUAAGAGACAGUUUUGUUAGAUCAUUGACAAAGUCAUUGCUGAUUUCUUGGGACAUCCUAAAUGUUGCAUAGAUUUUUCUUAAACCUAAAUGAAUGUUGGAGGUGUUGAUCUGAAGGGAAUAUAAAGCAAAACUGAAAUACAUUUUUAAAUACUUAAUGAAACUUAAUUAUUCAUAUCAAUUCUGUUAUGUUUGAAGACUGCUGUUAGUUUUAUGCUUUCCUAUUGUGCAUAUGUCUUUAAUAAACAGAAUGAUUUUGAAUU